AAUCUUGUUCUUUGACUCUUGUGUUCGGAGCGAGUUACCUCGAUGCCAAGGCGCAAAAUCGAGAUGAAAAAAAUAGAAGAUUCGACGAAAUGUCAGGUGACAUAUUCGAAGCGUCGUAGCAAUCUGAUGAAAAAGGCAAAUGAACUUGCCGUGUGUUGCGAUGUGGAUUUGGCGUUUGUUGCAUUUUCACCUUCCGGUCGAAUUAGCAAGUUUUCCGGCGAAAAAAGGAUCGAAGACGUGCUCCUUCGUUACAUCAACAUUUCCUCUGAGGAUCGAGUCAAAGAUGUACAUAAUUUUCAGGGAAAAUUGAAGAAGUUGAGGAAUCUUACUGACCACAUCAAUGGAGAGAGCGGCAAGUUAUUUUUUCUGGACAAACAUAUUAUUCUAACCAACACUACUUCCUCUUGGUGCAUGUAA
This is a messenger RNA of Andrographis paniculata, 417 nucleotides long. Its product is annotated as agamous-like MADS-box protein AGL66. The record is from RefSeq and is a predicted model, not a curated record. Gene Ontology annotation, biological process: regulation of transcription by RNA polymerase II. NCBI's taxonomy places the organism in Eukaryota, Viridiplantae, Streptophyta, Magnoliopsida, Lamiales, Acanthaceae. The coding region runs from base 43 to 417 and encodes 124 amino acids. Gene Ontology annotation, molecular function: RNA polymerase II cis-regulatory region sequence-specific DNA binding; DNA-binding transcription factor activity, RNA polymerase II-specific; protein dimerization activity. The transcript has 5 exons.